UGGCAGAGAGGAGGAGAAACCUGCACGCGAAGAUGAUCUUGUUUGCAGUUGUUUCAGUGGUUCUGUGCAUCUUUGUGCCCUAUUCACACUGUGACUCAACCACUAUUGCGUGGUGUUAUCACAAACCAAGCUGCAAUGACUCCCAAUGGGCAGCCAUCGCCCCUUUGUACUGCAAUAAGACUCGCCAGUCACCCAUCGACAUCGUGUCGGCCUCCGCCACAGCUAACGCCAACCUGACUGAGUUCACGUUCGAGGGCUUCAGCAGCACCACCUCCAUGCUUUUAAUGCAGAACACGGGGAAGACAGUCAAAGUGACCCUGAACCCUGGUGUCAGGAUUUCGGGGGGUGACCUGUCUGAGACCUAUGACAGCCUACAGCUCCACCUGCACUGGGGAAAUGGAUCCUCUGUCCCUGGUUCUGAACACACUGUGGAUGGGAAGCGUUAUCCCAUGGAGCUGCACAUUGUGAACAGCAAGUCAUCUUUUAACAGGAACACAACUCUAGCUGUGGGCGACUCUAAAGGACUGGCUGCGCUUGGUUUCUUUAUUGAGGAAUUAAAUAACACAACUGGGCAGCCUGCUUCCUGGAAAAACUUAACCAACUAUUUAUCCAACAUCUCACUGGCUGGACAGUCUGUGUCACUGCAAGCUGGGAUUUCUCUUGACGAUCUUCUGGUUGGAGUGAAUCGCUCUAACUACUACCGCUACCUCGGCUCUUUGACCACCCCUUCCUGUAAUGAGGCGGUGGUUUGGACUGUCUUCAAGGAUACAGUUAAAGUCAGCAAAGAUCUGAUAAACCUCUUCAGCUCGACGCUGCAUGUGAAUGACAGCUCAUCAUCUCUGAUGGUUAACACUUUUAGAAGUAUCCAGCCAGCACAGCUGGUCUCAACUCAGCCCAAAGCCAGCAACAAGUCUUCCACCAAAAUGGGCUUCUCUCUAGUUCUGGUGGUCCUUGGCCUUGUUCUGCGAUGGAUUUAAACCAAGAAUUCGAGCUGGUUCAGAUUAAACAGUCACCCCGAAUGAUUAUUAAACCAGCUUGUAUCAAAUGGCUCAAAAAUAGAGACUUAAUGGCCUAAAACUAUAUUUUCCUGAUAUAGAGGCAUCAUGAGAUGUGAAAAAUGUGGAGUUUGAAGGCUACUUUUAACGUUGCUUGUCACUUUUCAAUUAAAUACAUGAACAUUUACUGACAAGAGCAAAACUUUAUCCAAA
Molecule: messenger RNA, 1208 nt
Organism: Nematolebias whitei (Rio pearlfish)
Lineage: Eukaryota; Metazoa; Chordata; Actinopteri; Cyprinodontiformes; Rivulidae
Gene: ca15b
Product: carbonic anhydrase XVb
Exons: 9
Coding region: 33-977 (314 amino acids)
Cellular component (GO): plasma membrane
Molecular function (GO): zinc ion binding; carbonate dehydratase activity
Source: RefSeq, a predicted model, not a curated record